AUGGGAUCAGUAGAAUUACCUUCUAUUGAUCUUUCUUUAAAAGAUUCAAAACAUGUCGCUGCGGAGCUAAUUACAGCAUGCAAGCAGUGGGGAUUCUUCACAGUGAAAAACCAUGGAAUCCCUCUGGAAGAUGUAGCUCGAAUUUUCAAGAUUAGCGAUGAGUUUUUCAACUCUCCUUUAGAGGAAAAGAAACAAUUUAUGUUUAAAGAAGAGCGAUUACAUUCAGGAUAUACAGGACACGUUGGAGAAAAGUUGGAUGCCGAACAUCAAUGUAGAGGAGAUAUGAUCGAGUCCUAUGAUAUAGCAGGAUUUCCUAGUCCAGAUUCAAAAGUAAAUAGUCCAGUCAUCCAAAAGUACUUUCUUGAACUAAAAGCCUUUCAACGGCAAUGUCAUUAUCUUUCAUUAAAAAUCCUUGACCUUAUUGCUGGUGGGUUUGGACUUUCAUCGGAUUUUUUCAGCAAGUACCAUAGUUCGUCUAAGGAUAUUCUUCGUUUGUUAAAGUAUAGUAUUCCUGAGGGAGUAAAACGCCGAGAACAUGAUGAAGAUGCCGGCGCUCAUUCCGACUAUGGAUCCAUUACUCUACUGUUUCAAAAAGAUAUGGGAGGUUUACAAAUUCGACCACCAGAGUCAUACAAUGUAGCCGACUGGCUGAAAGUCUCCGUAGACGAAACAUCAAUUGUUGUCAAUAUUGGAGAUAUGUUACAAUUUUGGACGAGUGGACGGCUUAAAAGCACUGUUCACCGGGUAAGACUUGAUCCAGACAUAAAAUCCAGACAAACGAUUGCAUAUUUUGUAAUACCUGAUUCUGAAACUAUUAUAGAUCCAGUGUAUGAGGACGAAAACGAAAGCGAAGGAAAAGGAAAUAGCGUGAAGAUAGUACCGGCCAGCGAAUAA
Messenger RNA from Schizosaccharomyces osmophilus, 894 nucleotides. RefSeq names its product iron/ascorbate oxidoreductase family. The coding region runs from base 1 to 894 and encodes 297 amino acids. NCBI's taxonomy places the organism in Eukaryota, Fungi, Ascomycota, Schizosaccharomycetes, Schizosaccharomycetales, Schizosaccharomycetaceae. The record is from RefSeq and is a predicted model, not a curated record. The transcript has 2 exons. Gene Ontology annotation, molecular function: dioxygenase activity.